AUGCCUGUUGAUGGGUUUCGAAGCUUGAGCGUAAUAGAACUACUGAUUUUUGUUUAUUUCACACUUUGUGAUGUGGCACUGAUGCAGCAGUUUGUAGUGCCAGUGUUGGAGCUGUGGUCGCGCUUCCGGACGCUGAACGCUCAGCUGGUGGACUGUCUGUCCUGCCUGGGAGAGCCCCGGCUGUCUCAGCUGCUGCUGGGCUGGCAGAAGAAGCGGCGGUGCGACAACCUGAGCGGCAGGCUGCGACGGCUGCAGCACGCCCACCUGGUGCUGCAGCGCGCUGCAGAGCUGCUGCAGGAGCACGUGUCACCUGCAGUCACCUUCCAUGUGGUGUACAGCGUCCUGGGGACCAUCUACAGUAUCUAUGAACUGCUCGUAGUGCUAAUGGUACAGAAGAAGGUGGAGAGCCUACUUAUGUAUCCAUCCCUAAGUUUUUGUUCAUACUGGUUAGUACAUCAUGUCUUCAACCUACUGCUGAUGACUUUGUCGUGCUCCAUCCUGGAAGAUCAAGAGGCGCAAACUGCAGCUGUGCUAUGCAGGUCAGUGGGAAUGGCAGAAUCGGCGCCUCUGGCAGAGGCCUUCCUCUUGCAGAUAAAGCAUGGGCCAUCAAUAAGAUUCACUGCAUCUGGAUUGCUGCCAAUUAACAAAAGUCUGCUAGUGUCAGCUGUUUCUGCUGUUGCCACCUACCUCGUUGUUCUUGGGCAACUUACUCAAUAA
Schistocerca gregaria is the source of this 717-nucleotide messenger RNA. Its product is annotated as gustatory receptor for sugar taste 43a-like. Gene Ontology annotation, cellular component: membrane; axon; dendrite. The record is from RefSeq and is a predicted model, not a curated record. Lineage: Eukaryota; Metazoa; Arthropoda; Insecta; Orthoptera; Acrididae. The coding region runs from base 1 to 717 and encodes 238 amino acids. Gene Ontology annotation, biological process: sensory perception of taste. The transcript has a single exon.